UCCAAUCAGUUGGCGGAGACGUGUCUCGCAGUCAGAGCAUCCUUCAGCCAUGGCGUCUCUUUGGGCUAAAUCCUCCAUCAACCUGCCGGUCUUGUCUGUUUUCUUCCUCCUGCUGCUAUGUCUGCCGCCCGGGGGAGGACAAAAGAAGAAGGAGAAUCUGCUGUCAGAGAAGGUUGACCAGAUGAUGGAGUGGUCCUCUCGCCGUUCUGUCGUCCGGAUGAACGGGGACAAGUUCCGUCGCUUCGUCAAGACCCCGCCUAGGAACUACUCUGUCAUCGUCAUGUUCACCGCCCUGCAGCCUCAAAGGCAGUGUUCUGUUUGCAGGCAGGCGAAUGAGGAGUACCAGGUCCUGGCAAACUCGUGGCGUUACUCAUCGGCAUUUUCCAACAAGCUCUUCUUCACGGUAGUGGACUACGACGAGGGAGCUGAUGUUUUCCAACAGUUGAACAUGAACAGCGCUCCGACCUUCAUGCAUUUCCCGGCUAAGGGAAAGCCCAAGAGAGCUGAUACGUUUGACCUGCAAAGGAUUGGCUUCGCCUCAGAGCAGCUGGCCAAGUGGAUUGCAGACCGCACAGAUGUUCAGAUCCGUGUCUUCCGUCCUCCUAAUUAUUCAGGCACUAUUGCUUUGGCUCUGUUAGUGUCGCUGGUUGGAGGUCUGCUGUAUCUGAGGAGGAACAACUUGGAAUUCAUAUACAACAAGACGGGAUGGGCUAUGGCUGCACUGUGUGUAGUUUUUGCCAUGACAUCCGGUCAGAUGUGGAAUCACAUCAGAGGUCCUCCCUACGCCCACAAGAACCCCCAGAAUGGACAAGUGAGUUAUAUUCAUGGCAGCAGUCAGGCUCAGUUUGUGGCCGAGUCUCACAUCAUCCUUCUUCUGAAUGCUGCAAUCACCAUGGGGAUGGUGCUGCUAAAUGAGGCUGCCACCUCCAAGGGAGACGUUGGAAAGAGGAGAAUCAUCUGCCUGGUUGGCCUUGGCCUGGUGGUGUUUUUCUUCAGCUUCCUGCUCUCCAUUUUCAGGUCCAAGUACCACGGAUACCCCUACAGCUUCCUUAUUAAGUGAAAAAAGACAGAAGAGGAGGUCAGAGGAUGGCGAAGAGGCGGUAGGUGAGGAGAAGAGGAGUCGAGAAGAUACUUGAAGAGGAGGACUCAAUAGACUCAAUAUUGAGUCUAGAGUGCAUGGCGGGAUUUCUUUUAUGUGUGUUGUUUUUUUUUAUCGGCUCCUAUCAUAAACUAGUUGAAUAGAAACUAAAUUAUUCCCUCUUACACUGGAAAAUAAAGGUGUUUGGCAUGUC
Molecule: messenger RNA, 1292 nt
Organism: Sebastes umbrosus (honeycomb rockfish)
Lineage: Eukaryota; Metazoa; Chordata; Actinopteri; Perciformes; Sebastidae
Gene: tusc3
Product: tumor suppressor candidate 3
Exons: 10
Coding region: 50-1060 (336 amino acids)
Cellular component (GO): oligosaccharyltransferase complex
Source: RefSeq, a predicted model, not a curated record